CCGACAGCACCUCGGGAAUUGCUUUGUCCUGACAGGAGGAAGCGUGGGCCUUGCUGGGCUCUUCCAGCUCGGAGCUGCCAAAGGAACAGCCUUUCCCUGCUCCAGACAGGCCGGAGCAGAACAUAUGGGAGCUGUUCGAAUUGCUUCUCUGCUCCAGACAUGAGUGUGCAUAUUUACUUCUAAAGGACUAGCAGGACCUUCCUGGGCGAUCUGGUCUCAUCCUUUGUCGUUAAAAGCCUAAUUUCAGGCAAUCCCCUAAUAAAUUUAUUUAUCGUUAUUUUUAAAGUACUGUAUAAGCAGGUGCUUGCUUGGUGGUGCUUCCCCAAAGGAACAGGAUUUUGUUUUGACACACUCAGCCAGUUAAUCUAGGCAUAAUGUUGGGCUUAAGAUUCUCUAACUUAUUCCAGGAGGAAGCUUCUCCUUAUUCUUUACUUGAUAUCUGUUUGAAUUUCCUGACUGCCAACCUCGAGAAGUUCUGCACAGAAAGGCAAGAUGGGACACUGUGCUUGCAGGAGCCAGGGAUGUUUCCUCAAGAAGUGGCUGAUCGACUGCUGCAGACGAUGGCAUUUCAUGGGCUUCUGAAUGAUGGCACUGUGGGGAUCUUCCGAGGGAACCAGAUGCGUUUGAAACGGGCUUGUAUCCGGAAAGCCAAAAUCUCGGCCGUGGCCUUCCGGAAAGCGUUCUGCCAUCACAAGCUGGUGGAACUGGAUGCCACGGGGGUGAACGCAGACAUAACAAUCACAGACAUUAUAAGUGGACUGGGCAGCAACAAAUGGAUCCAGCAGAACCUGCAAUGCCUUGUGCUGAACUCACUGACUCUUUCCCUGGAAGACCCGUACGAGAGGUGUUUCAGCCAGCUCUCCGGGCUGCGCGCCUUGAGCAUCACCAACGUGCUCUUCUACAACGAGGACUUGGCAGAUGUCGCGUCGCUCCCGAGGCUGGAAAGCCUGGAUAUAUCCAACACCUCCGUCACUGACAUCACAGCACUCCUCACCUGCAAGGACCGGCUCAAGUCUUUGACCAUGCACCACCUGAAAUGCUUGAAAAUGACCACGACCCAGAUCCUGGACGUUAUUAGAGAACUGAAAUACCUGAACCACCUCGAUAUCUCCGAUGACAAACAGUUCACGUCGGACAUAGCCCUCCGUUUGCUGGAACAGAAGGAUAUCCUGCCUAACCUUGUGUCAUUGGACAUUUCUGGCAGAAAACACGUGACAGACAAAGCUGUGGAAGCGUUCAUCCAGCAGAGACCCACCAUGCAGUUUGUGGGACUGCUUGCCACCGACGCCGGCUACUCGGAGUUCCUGACAGGAGAAGGGAACCUAAAGGUGUCAGGAGAAGCAAAUGAAACUCAGAUUUCUGAAGCACUGAAGCGUUACAGUGAACGGGCCUUCUUUGUGAGAGAAGCGCUUUUUCAUUUAUUCAGCCUGACACACGUCAUGGAAAAAACAAAGCCUGAAAUUUUAAAGCUGGUGGUGAUUGGGAUGAGGAAUCACCCCCUGAACUUGCCCGUGCAGUUGGCAGCCAGUGCGUGUGUGUUUAACCUGACCAAGCAGGACUUGGCAGCGGGAAUGCCCGUGCGCCUUCUGGCCGACGUCACUCACUUGCUCCUGAAAGCCAUGGAGCACUUCCCAAACCAUCAGCAGCUGCAAAAGAAUUGCCUUCUUUCUCUAUGCAGUGACAGAAUCCUUCAGGAUGUUCCAUUUAACAGGUUUGAAGCAGCCAAACUUGUUAUGCAGUGGCUGUGUAAUCAUGAAGAUCAAAACAUGCAAAGGAUGGCUGUAGCCAUAAUUUCCAUUCUUGCUGCAAAGCUUUCAACAGAGCAAACAGCUCAACUUGGCGCAGAACUCUUCAUUGUUAGGCAACUUCUACAAAUAGUUAAACAGAAAACAAAUCAGAAUCUUGUAGAUACCACCCUCAAGUUCACACUGAGUGCACUUUGGAACCUCACUGAUGAAUCUCCAACAACAUGUCGGCACUUUAUUGAAAAUCAAGGGCUAGAACUUUUCAUGAGAGUCUUAGAGUCUUUUCCAUCUGAAUCAUCCAUCCAACAGAAAGUUCUUGGACUUCUGAACAACAUAGCUGAAGUUAAAGAACUCCAUUCUGAAUUGAUGUGGAAGGACUUUAUAGACCACAUCAGUAAAUUGUUGCACAGUGUGGAGGUGGAAGUCAGCUACUUUGCAGCAGGGAUUAUUGCUCACUUGAUAUCUCGGGGAGAGCAGGCCUGGACGUUGAGUCGCAGCCAGAGGACGUCUCUCCUUGAGCAGCUGCAUUCUGCCAUUUUGAAUUGGCCAACCCCAGAAUGUGAGAUGGUGGCUUACAGGUCUUUCAAUCCGUUUUUUCCACUACUUGGCUGUUUCAUGACACCUGGUGUCCAGUUAUGGGCAGUGUGGGCCAUGCAGCACGUCUGCAGCAAAAAUCCUGCCAGAUACUGCAGCAUGUUAAUUGAAGAAGGUGGUUUACAGCAUUUGUACAACAUCAAGGAAAACGUCCAGACUGAUCCCCAUGUCCAAAGGAUUGCCAUUGCCAUCCUGGACAGUUUAGAAAAACACAUUAUGCGUCACGGGAGACCCCCACCGUGUAGGAAACAGCAACAGAGCAAACCAAACUGAAAGCUGCAGGUAGAGGAGUGUAAAGUAUUGUCUCUGUAAUAAUCCCUUCUGAUGUGUGUGUAGUUGGAGUAAUUUGUAAUAUAUUGGUCACCAUUAAAGUGAUUUGCCAGUAACUGUGGUACCCAAAACCAUGUGUGGAAACCUUUGCUGAACGUCAGCUUUGAUGGCAACCACGUGUGUGACUUGUCAAGGGUCAGGCUUGAGCUGGUCAUAAGGUGGGGUUAGUGCUGCCUACCAGGAGAUGGGACUUGUACAGAUCAAUAUGCACAUCUGAAAACAAGACUUGAAGGAAUAUCCUGUUUUGUGACUCCUGGGAGAAAAAGUUAUUCCAUCCCUGUGAUUGCUCUUCAUAACACUGUUCACCAGUUUGGUGUUUGAAUAGAACUGUGUGUGGUUGUGAGAUCCAACACUCCUACAGACUAAACCACAAGUCCCGUGCAUGCAGGUUACAGUGAGACUUGUAACUAAGGCGACCAAAAUGUCCAUUGUCUCAUAACCCUUCUAGACACAAAUGAGGUCUUCAGCUUCCUUUUCCUUUUGCCUGCAAGCCAUGUUCUUUUGUUUUCCUUACUGCUGGAACAAUGCCUUUUUGCAGUUCACUUCUCCAGAGUCCUCCCUGCUCUUAGCAAGGUGGGGACCACAUCAUGUUCAGGGAAAGGGGAAACCCACUCAAGUAAAGCAGUAGAAACAGGACUAAAAUGAAACAGUACUAAAAGGAUGAACUAAGUUUGAGAUUUUAAACUUUAUAACAAGAAGGGAGUUUUGUUGUUGUGUGACUACUUUUAGUUGUGUGUGAUACCUUUUGUUUUUAGAAUACUUGGGAAUAGGGAAAGGAGAAGGCUCAUUAGAGCAAAAUACUGACUUGACUUCAUCAUGAAGGGGAUUGCAUGUACUCAUCAGAGGCCCAGGAUAUUUGGUCACCUUAUUUAUAAGAGACUAAUGAUUGCUCUCGUUUUCUGUAAAUAUUCAGUCAGUAUUGUGCAGUGAACUAUAUUUCCAAGUCAUGGCAGUGAGUGUAAAAUACACCCAGUGUUCUAUGUAAA
Messenger RNA from Manacus vitellinus (golden-collared manakin), 3655 nucleotides. RefSeq names its product protein zyg-11 homolog B. The transcript has 15 exons. NCBI's taxonomy places the organism in Eukaryota, Metazoa, Chordata, Aves, Passeriformes, Pipridae. Bases 375 to 2612 code for a protein of 745 amino acids. Gene Ontology annotation, cellular component: Cul2-RING ubiquitin ligase complex. The record is from RefSeq and is a predicted model, not a curated record.